CCCCACCACACAUCGCCCCCAAUCCCCGUGCGCCGUCGCCGCUCCCUCCUCCCCCAGACCCCCAGCUUCCCCCAAUCUCAUCGGCAGAUGGACAGUGGCGGGGGCGACCUGCGGAGCACUAUCAAGAAGUGGAAUGUCAUCUACCCGGUCUACCUCAACUCCAAGAAGACGGUUGCUGAAGGCCGCCGCAUCGCCACCAGUAAGGCCUGCCCCGACCCCACCUGCAUCGAGAUCGCCGACUGCUGCUCCCACCUCAAGAUCCCCCACGCCAUCGAGCUGGAUAAGGCGUACCCUCGGGAUUUCUUCCAGGUGGGGAGGGUCAGGGUGCAGCUCAAGAAGGAUGACGGCUCCCCUGUCAAUCCUGCUAUUAAGACGAAGAAGCAGCUGAUGAUCCAAAUAGCAGAGCUAGUUCCCAAGCAUCACGGAAGGACAAAGAAGCAGGAAUCAGCGCCCAGCUCUUCAACUGGUGGCAGUUUGAAGAACACAAAAGGUGGGAAAAAGAAAAAGUGAUGGCAGUAUCAUCCUGUUGCGUUUUUCUGUUCAUCCCCGUACCAAGUUUAUGUGGAAGUCGUGUUCUUUUGAGGCCUGAAAAUCAUUGUGACUUGUGGGAUUUUGAUCCAUUUGAAAAUUUCCAUACAUAUUGUUCUUGUAGUAUCCAGAUUUUGAUGUGCUACACCUCCAAUUUACAGAUGCUGUUGUUUGCUAGAACUUUGUUUACUAACCCAGCUGAGAUGCUUUAUUAAAUUUAAUCAAUAGAAUAGAACUGUUUUUGCA
This is a messenger RNA of Panicum virgatum (switchgrass), 774 nucleotides long. RefSeq names its product signal recognition particle 19 kDa protein-like. Gene Ontology annotation, molecular function: 7S RNA binding. Gene Ontology annotation, cellular component: signal recognition particle, endoplasmic reticulum targeting. Lineage: Eukaryota; Viridiplantae; Streptophyta; Magnoliopsida; Poales; Poaceae. The record is from RefSeq and is a predicted model, not a curated record. Gene Ontology annotation, biological process: SRP-dependent cotranslational protein targeting to membrane; SRP-dependent cotranslational protein targeting to membrane, signal sequence recognition. The transcript is spliced from 3 exons. The coding region runs from base 88 to 510 and encodes 140 amino acids.